Molecule: messenger RNA, 1887 nt
Organism: Fopius arisanus
Lineage: Eukaryota; Metazoa; Arthropoda; Insecta; Hymenoptera; Braconidae
Gene: Rh50
Product: Rhesus blood group-associated glycoprotein Rh50
Exons: 9
Coding region: 374-1825 (483 amino acids)
Biological process (GO): ammonium transmembrane transport; ammonium homeostasis
Cellular component (GO): plasma membrane
Molecular function (GO): ammonium channel activity
Source: RefSeq, a predicted model, not a curated record
CCAGUGGUCCACGUAAGUUUUUCCACAUCGAAAUUGUUGGGGUGAUAAUCGAUACGACCCAGAUACUUCCGCAACUCACGGAAAUUUCGUCUGACAGUGGAUGACAGUUGAUAACAGUUGAUAACAGUCGCUAAUUGAUGAGCCAAAGUUUACGUCACAAGAAAGUACAAUAUUUAUUGUUAACUCUUGUUACGUUUGAAUCUAUGUGGACACAAUUGCUGAUGAUACGUGAGGGUCAGCUGGAUAGGAAGUCAAGGCAUUAAAUUUAGUAUAUCCGCUGGGGCGAUUUUUCAACGACUCGCGAUUGAAUGAGAAGUGCAUCAGUGCAACGUCUCGCAAUUCGAGGAGAAAGUUCACAUAUUGGGAUUUUGAUAUGGCUCAGUCGAGGUACGAGUGGGUGGAAAAACGUCAGAUUUUCCAACUCAUUGCCGUUGAAGUGAUUGUCAUGGUACUCAUGGGAUUAUUCCUGAGCUACGGACCCGAUGCCAGUGGGAUUUCCCCUCCACCGAAGCAGAGUCCAUUGGUCCAGGGCAAAACAUCGAGAUCUUAUGUUUAUCCGAUGUAUCAGGAUGUUCACGUGAUGAUAUGGAUUGGAUUUGGAUUCCUCAUGACAUUUCCCAAAAGAUACGGCCAGAGUGCACUCGGAUUAACAUUUCUUGUCGGUGCUAUUUUAAUUCAAGUGGCAAUUAUCUGCGAGGGAGUUAUAAAUAUCACGAAAAGUGGUAAAGCGCCUUUAUCAUUGAUGAGCUUAUUAAAUGCAGAUGUAGCAGUGGCUGCACCACUUAUUUCAAUGGGUGCUCUGUUGGGUAAAACAACUUACAUGCAAUUGAUUUUCAUGGGAAUAAUAGAGCUUGUCGUAUUCACCCUCAACAAGUACCUCGGGGAGGAGUACUUGAUGGCUGCUGACGCUGGGGGGAGUAUGUUUGUUCAUGUUUUCGGAGCUUAUUUCGGUCUCGCUGUGAGUUUUGCAUUUGGAAUUAAAAGAAGACCUAAGGAACAUCAUCUGGAGGGCUCCUCCUACCAUUCUGAUAUAUUCGCUAUGAUCGGCACUGUAUUCCUGUGGCUGUUCUGGCCGUCGUUCAACGCAGCAGCUCUUCAGGGAAAUGAUCAGCAACGGGCGAUAAUCAAUACUUUAUUAGCAAUUGCCGCGAGUUGUGUCGUGUCAUUUGCUGUGUCCGCACUAGUAUCAGAAGAGAGUAAAUUUAAUAUGGUCCACGUUCAGAAUUCAACACUCGCUGGUGGAGUUGCCAUAGGAACAGCUUCGAAUAUGAUGUGCGAACCUAUUGGGGCCCUUUUAAUUGGGUCCUCUGCUGGGGCCAUAAGUGUUCUCGGAUACAAGUAUCUUACGCCGAUGAUUCAGAAUCGAUUGAGAAUCCACGACACCUGUGGAGUGCACAAUUUGCACGGAAUGCCAGGAGUUCUCGCUGGUGUUUUUGGUGCCCUAAUGGCCGGAAUGGCGACAGAGGUAUCUUACAAAGAGUCACUCUAUCAAGUAUUUCCAGCCAGAGCACCAAGUACUGGUGAUGAAUCCGCCGAAUUGCGGGUUUACUCUGGCAUCCAUGCAGGUCAUGACAGAACAGCUGGCCAACAGGCUGGCUAUCAAUUACUAGCACUCGGCAUUACUCUCGGUAAUGCAAUUGUAUCUGGAGUUAUCACUGGAAUGAUUCUGCGGACGGAUAUUUGUGGCACUGUGCCGGAAGCAAGUAAAUUCGAUGAUGCACUUCAUUUUGAACUGGAGGACGAUGUGGAACAGGAUUUGCCGAUGAAAAUACCGGAGGGAAAUUCCAGCCGAAUCGUCGAGCAAAUAUCCAUGAGUCAUAUUUAAUUAGAGGGGAACCGCAAACCAGCGGAAAAUUGUAAACAGAGGAUUACGCUGGAUGUAAUAAU